UCAUGGUCCAAUCAAGAAAGAAAUAAUGUAAUCAUAACUUUACUUGAGAAUUUUAUACUUUAUCCAGAGAACUUGCAGUAAUCAACACGGCAGUACAAAGUAUGUGUUUGCAUCAGAGAGUAGGCAUGCCAUCCAUUUAACAAACGACAUGAAAGCAGCAAAAAGGACACAGACAUCCACUAUCAAGCUAUCAGUCGACUGAUUAGACUGCAGUCCUGGUGCAAUACUGUAGCCAACCUGUAAUAUAAAUUAGACCGGAUCUCCAAUGAUGUCACAAAUAACUGAAAUAAAUCCUAGUGCAGUAGAAUCUUUGGAAAUGCAAACUAUACAAGUAACUUAUUCUGACUCUUCUCAAUCAGAAGAUGUACAUGUAACCAAUGCACAGACUGUAAUUGAAUUUACUAACUUAAAACAAGUCCCAGAGCAAACACUGUCAGGUGAACCGACUAUUGAAGAACCAUCUGAUUCAGACAUAACAGAAAAAGAACAAACAUUAGAUCCAGCCAAUGUUGUGAAAGGAGCGAAUAUUAGAGCACUUACUGAUGCUCCAAGCACCACAAAGGAUGUAAAUGAAGUCGGCAAUCGCUAUGAAUCACUUCGCCCCAAGAGAAAUAAAAGACUUGUUGAUGUUCCAAUAAUUACAGUAAAUCCACAAAAGGGCCAAAAAGCUAAUUCCAAGGGAGCACAUAAAAGGAAGACCAAAAAAAGAAAAACUCAGGAUGAGGACCUGAAAAAAGCUAAAAUCGUACAAGAAAACAACUUGAGUAAUGAACAGGUGGAUGAUGAUAAUCUAACAGUAUAUGUGAUGGAAGAAUGCAAUGCUACCACACAUGGACCUAUUCUAAUGAAAGCUAACCCUGAUGCACCUGGCUGUACCUGCUUAGUACAUAUAAAACAAGAGCAGGUUGACAAUGACGACCAGUGUGAUGUCACAAUUGAUAAUGAACCAGAGACAGUGGGGUGUGAAUAUAAUCUAUUAACUAUGGACUCGACAAGUUUAGAAAAAGGUGGAAAAAAUUUAAGAAAGUUAAAACGAAGGAAUUUUAGGAAACUAGCAGCUGAUGAGGAUGAGGCUGUUCCCGUGGUAACAGAAACAAAGAAAUUCAAAUGUUCAAUUUGCCCCAAGGCAUUCAAUAGAAAGUACCGUCUUGAGGAACAUGAAAUGACACACACUGGUGUGAAGCAGUUUCGCUGUACACUUUGCGAAGCUUCAUUCUUCAAGGCCUUUAGCCUAACCCUACAUCACAGGAAAAAACAUAAGGGAGAAACAUUUUCUUGUAUCAACUGCCAAGAAAUAUUUCAUGAUUUUCGUUCAUAUGAAAAACACAAUAAAACCCAUGUAGCUCAUGAGUGUAAAUUUUGCGACAAAACAUUUAACAGUUUGAAUAGACUUGAAAAGCAUGAAAUAAUUCACACUGGGGAGAAACCAUUUAAAUGUGAA
Owenia fusiformis is the source of this 1441-nucleotide messenger RNA. NCBI's taxonomy places the organism in Eukaryota, Metazoa, Annelida, Polychaeta, Sabellida, Oweniidae. The record is from the annotation of a GenBank genome assembly.